GAUCAUGACUAGUUUGUGUCUGACACUUGGCCUAUGUCACUGUAUGAGAGAUGAGUGGUCAUGUAAAGAAUAUGUAUACCCAGCUGUCCAUAUCACAAGCAGCAAGAACACUGCUCUCCCUGUUACUGGUGGCUGCCAUUGAUUCAAUGAAUGCUGGAAUAGCAUGUAGAAACCAACAAUGUGAGAGUCAAAUACAAAGAAUUUCCAAGCUAACCAGACUCAUGCAUAUGGAAUCUGUGGACCUCUUAAAAAUAUAUAAGUCCAGUCAAGGAGACCUGUCAGAGCUGUUCUGCCAGAUGCCAAUCAACAUUGUUCCUGACCCAAACAUCUCUGGCCUGGACCCCUCAAAGCGGAUGCUGAGCAUCUACUCCCAAUGUAAGGCUUUCCUACCACACCUGAAGAGAGUCACUGAGCAACAGAGGGACUUACAGCCACCCUCCAGCACCCUGCUAAACAAUCUCACCACUGCCCAGUACCGCACUAGUGGUCUGGCCAACCAAAUAAACUGCAUUUACCAAACCCUCUUUCCAAACCUGCCCAUCCCACUUGAACCUGUAGACGGACCGACGUCAAUACACCCCUCCCAAAACGUGUUCCAACAGAAGGUCUAUGGUUGUGUGGUUCUGAAAAAUUUCAAGGAGCUCCUGUCACAGAUCAGACAUGAACUAAGGACCAUAAAGAACCAAAUGUGCAAAAGUAGGACAUUUGCAUACACAAAUGCACUGUUCUGAGGCCAACUUUCUAUUAUAUUAUAUUUUAUUUAUUAUUUAUUUGUACACGUGUUCAGAAGUUACGGAAGCUUAUUGCUGCCACUGAAAAAAAAACUGUCUGCACAAAUGUUCGACUUUGAAUAACUUAAAUAUAUUUUGUUUGUGUUGAGAAAUAAUUAACUUGUGUGUUAAAAUUGCCCUGCAGUAUUCUUGUAGACUGUGAGAUUUUAAAAUGAAUGUCUUUUGUCAAAUCUGAGUCACUUUAAUAGUUUUGUCCAUUUUAAGUUUUGUGAGCAAAUUAAAAAUAAGUAUUCUCGCAGCCUGUGCUCAAGUGAAGUCUAUGACGUUAGCCUGCAGAACUUCCACACAGUGGUCCCAACAUGAGAUAUGCCAGGAAGCAAUUGAGACACAGUCUGUGACCUCAU
Molecule: messenger RNA, 1135 nt
Organism: Oncorhynchus masou masou (cherry salmon)
Lineage: Eukaryota; Metazoa; Chordata; Actinopteri; Salmoniformes; Salmonidae
Exons: 3
Coding region: 51-731 (226 amino acids)
Biological process (GO): immune response; ciliary neurotrophic factor-mediated signaling pathway; negative regulation of neuron apoptotic process
Cellular component (GO): extracellular region
Molecular function (GO): cytokine activity; ciliary neurotrophic factor receptor binding
Source: RefSeq, a predicted model, not a curated record